Panonychus citri (citrus red mite) is the source of this 1477-nucleotide messenger RNA. It is a transcript of the gene ND-39, whose product is annotated as NADH dehydrogenase [ubiquinone] 1 alpha subcomplex subunit 9, mitochondrial-like. Bases 147 to 1382 code for a protein of 411 amino acids. The transcript is spliced from 6 exons. The record is from RefSeq and is a predicted model, not a curated record. Gene Ontology annotation, molecular function: protein-containing complex binding. Lineage: Eukaryota; Metazoa; Arthropoda; Arachnida; Trombidiformes; Tetranychidae. Gene Ontology annotation, cellular component: mitochondrion.
UUUUUUGUUCAAUGUCAACAAUGAUUUUGAUUGUUGAUUGUUGAUUGGAAUGAUUUAAUUGGCUUAGUUUAUUAUUUCCGGUUUUUUUAUUCAAUAGUCGUUUGUCUAAAUUUUGAGGGAUCUGAGAUAGUAGAGGAAAUUUUGAAAUGAUCUCUAGUAUGAUGAAUCCAUUGGCAAGAUUUUCGUUGGUAGCAUUUAGAGGUAAUGGGGCUAUUACUUCAUUAUCAGCUGUUAAAAUUAGCAAGAGAAAUUUUUCUGAUAAAAAUGAGAUUGAAGUUUCUCUCACCUCUGAUAAUCCAUUAACUGCAACCCUUAAACGUGGUACUGGUGGAAGAUCAUCUUUUAAUGGUAAUGUGGUAACUGUUUUUGGUGCAACUUGCCCGUUAGGCAAAGUUUUAGUCAGUAAUUUAACUAGAAGAGGGACACAAGUUAUUAUUCCCUAUCGUGGAGAUCCUAUGGAAGUGAGAGAGUUAAAAGUUUCUGGUGAUUUAGGUCAAGUCAUGUUUGUGCCCUUCUCUUUACGAGAUGAAGAAUCAUUAUUCCGAGCUGUCAAAUAUUCUAAUGUGGUUGUUAACUUGAUUGGAACUUACUCUGAUACUCCUUCUUUCACAUUUAAUGAUACCAAUGUUGAUGGUGCUCGAAGAAUUGCUAAAGUUAGUCGGCUUGCUGGUGUGAAAAAACUCGUUCAUAUGUCGGCUUUAAACGCAAGACCAGACCCAGAACCAGUUUGCUCUAAACUUGGAGCUCAAUUUUUCAAAACUAAAUACGAAGGUGAACUAGCGGUUCGAAAUGAAUUUCCAGACGCCAUUGUUUUCCGACCUGGUUGGAUGUUCGGUAUUGCUGAUCGUUUGUUCAACUAUUACACUGCAUCAGCUAGACGAACCUUUACAAAAUCUAUAGCCCUUUGGGGUCUUGGACAGGACAUCUACAAGGAACCAGUUUAUUUCAUUGAUGUUGUCCAGGGAAUGGUAAAUAGUAUUUUCAAUGAGUUUAACUACGGUGAAACUUAUGAAUGUGUUGGACCUCGACGUUAUGAACUGAAAGAUAUGGUUCGAUACUUCAACGAUUGGCUUAAUAUGGGAGAGAAAGAUUACAAAUACGUUUUUGAUCUGAAAUAUUCUCCAAUCACGAGAGCAGUAAUCACUGUGCAAACACUAACAUUGAAAAAACCGUUUGUUUGUUGGGGUUUAGUAGAAAUCGAGCACACUACAGACAAACUUACUCCCGGUGCAAAAACCCUAGUUGAUCUUGGUGUUGAUUUGACAAACUUGGAAUCUAAAGCUAAAUAUGUCCUCUAUCCUGCUAGAAUAGGAGGUUGGUACGAUAAACCUUUACAUCAAAUAGUGGAGCCAUUACCUCCUCGAUAUCAACCUACCUAUUAAAGUUCAGGUAAAAUUCAGAGCUAAUGAGAUAAUAAUAAAUAUUGUUAUUAAUGUAACAUAAAAAUGAGAACAAUUAAAUGCUUCGUACAAUUUAA